Messenger RNA from Lachancea meyersii CBS 8951, 1512 nucleotides. The record is from the annotation of a GenBank genome assembly. NCBI's taxonomy places the organism in Eukaryota, Fungi, Ascomycota, Saccharomycetes, Saccharomycetales, Saccharomycetaceae.
AUGGGGCCGUUGGGAAAAAAUCACACAUUUUCCUGCCGUAUCUGUCAUGGCCAUCUACUGGAAUGUCAAAUUUAUCUACUUGUUCAUCUAGUUGGCCUAGUCCAAAAAUUUCCAAUAUUUCGAAUGCUGAGUAAGUCAUCGCUAGAGAACGUAAAAUAUUCACAGCUUGCUGGGGAACAUAAUAGAGCCAUGAGCACCGCUGGUGACUCGUAUAUGAAUUCUGUACCGUUGCUUGAAGAUAAAUUCGAAAUUGGUGCACAAACGCAGGCUCUUACGGCGAAAAGUUUGCAAGAAAACGAUGUCAUUGUUAAUUCGAACGUCAAUGACAGUAAGAUUGAAUUGGACUUGAAUUUAGAUUCUGAGUCAGAGAUCAGCACUUGUUCGAGCUCCAGUAGGGCUAAGACUUGGAUAUGCGAAUACGAGGGCUGCAACAAAGCCUUUUCCAGGCCAUCACAACUAACGCAACAUCAGGAGACCGUCCACAGGGGAAUAAAGGCUUUCAAAUGUCCUCAGUGCGAUCGCAGCUUUGCCCGUAAGUCUCAUCUAGAAAGGCAUCUUGUCUCUCACUCAGAGGAAAAGCCUUUUAGCUGUUCCGUGUGUAAUAAAGGGUUCACGACGCGGCAGCAGUUACGCAGGCAUGAAAUCACACACACCAAAUCUUUCCAGUGCCCGUACGAGAACUGUUCUGAGAGUUUUUACAAGCAUCCUCAGCUAAGGUCUCACAUCUUAUCAGUUCACUUACAGAAGCUUACAUGCGAACACUGCGGUAAAAAAUUCCAGCGUCCAUAUCGCUUGAGGGCCCAUAUCGAUAAGCACCAUAAUCCUGACUCAGUCUACAAAUACCAGUGCACGCACAGCUCUUGCUUUGAGGCUUUUAAAACUUGGACUGCAUUGCAGCAACAUAUCAAGGAGCACCAUCCGAAGUUGUCGUGUCCAAUAUGUAGCAAAGCGUGCGUUGGGGAGUCCGGUCUGGCAAUGCAUAUGAAAAUUCACGACACUUCGACGGUAAUCAAGAACUGGAAGUGUGAACGCUGUCCUGAUCUGUUUUUCGCUAAAAAGGCGGAUUUGAUUUCACAUUACAUGGAGCAUCAUGAAGAGCUCGUCUCGGAAGUGCUUGAGAAAGAAAAAAUGUGUCAAAAAUUUAAGCCCAGCGAGCUACCCACUACCGAUUCCACUAAAUCAAAACGCUCUAGAAAGUCAGCAACGCAUGUUCACAAUAAUGAACUGGAAUCUAUACAAACUGAGGUUACGUUACGCAAAUACUUGGAGACGGGGAAAUCUUCUGUGUCUUUGCUACACAAUUCCGCUGGCAGGAAGCUCAAGUGUCAUUAUCCAAAGUGCUAUAGAACGUUCAAAACUCAAGAAAGGUACGACCUGCAUGUUCAGAAGCACAAAAUUCAUGAACUUAAACUGAAGAUAUUACAGGAACGAGAAUGCGAAGGGCAAAAAGCGCACUUGGAUAGCUCGCAGGUUGGGCUGGAUCCAAUGGGUGAGGACAAUCUUGAAAAGUAG